This is a messenger RNA of Branchiostoma belcheri (Belcher's lancelet), 1801 nucleotides long. Its product is annotated as mitotic spindle assembly checkpoint protein MAD2A-like. Gene Ontology annotation, biological process: mitotic spindle assembly checkpoint signaling. Lineage: Eukaryota; Metazoa; Chordata; Leptocardii; Amphioxiformes; Branchiostomatidae. The record is from RefSeq and is a predicted model, not a curated record. Bases 47 to 661 code for a protein of 204 amino acids. The transcript is spliced from 5 exons. Gene Ontology annotation, cellular component: nucleoplasm; kinetochore; cytoplasm.
CAAUGAGAAGAGUUGUUGUGUCAGACGUGAUUAGAUUUCAAAGAAGAUGGCGGGCGUUCUACAGGCAGCCAAAAACUCUAUCACGUUAAAAGGGUCCGCAGAAAUCGUGGCAGAGUUUUUCUCGUAUGGUAUAAACUCCAUCCUGUACCAGCGAGGUAUCUACCCGCCGGAAACGUUCAGUCGUGUGCAGAAGUACGGCCUGACGUUAUUGGUCACGACAGACAACGAGCUGAAGACAUACCUAAACAAUGUGCUGAUGCAACUGAAAGACUGGCUACUGGACAAGACUGUAGAGAAGUUGGUUGUGGUGGUGACAAGCAUCGAUACACAAGAGGUGCUGGAGAGAUGGCAGUUUGACAUUGAGUGUGACAAGACAAUGGCAGAAGAUAGUAAACCUCGGGAGAAACCACUGAAGGAAAUCAAUGAUGAGAUUAAGGCAGUGAUACGGCAGAUCACAGCGUCGGUGACAUUCCUACCCCUGCUGGAGGAGAACUGUUCCUUUGACCUGCUGAUCUACACAGACAAAGACCUGGAGGUUCCUGAGACAUGGGAGGAGUCUGGUCCUCACUUCAUCGCCAAGUCUGAGGAGGUCAGACUGCGCUCCUUCAGCACCUCCAUUCACAAGGUGGACGCCAUGGUCUGCUACAAGAACGCUGACUGAACAGGACUCUGUCUCUUCACAUCUGCAGCUGUGGUCUCUUGUAAUAUAUGGGGGGAACACAUGGGCAUAGAGUACUGCACCUGCACGAAACCCAUAAUGUAUUGUGCAUAGCACUUCGGUGGAAUGUCUCAUAUAAGGUCUUGUUUGCAUAUACCCGGGUAUAUAUGGUUAACAUUCCAUCUGUAGUUUCCAAAUGUUAUGUCAGAAAAGAUAUUGUCUGCAACAGGCAAAAAUUUUUGAUGCAACGUUGACCAAAAAUCCAACGAAAAUCGUGAAAAAUCUGGGUUUUGCGCAGGCGCAGUACGUUCUGCUUAUGGGGGUGAGGAAUAGCCUGGUAUCAUCCUAUACUAGCUCUGGUAUGAUCCUCUAAUUGUAAUAGGUUCCCUGCAGAAUAUUCUGCUACCUAGAGAAAAUAUUUUCAUUCAGAUACUUUUGUAUUGGCCUAAGAUAUAAGGGCUCUGAACUAUGGCUUCAAGUCUUGCAGUCCUUGGUUAUGGGGCUCAAAUACACAUUCAGAAGUUCAAUCCUCGUCUCUCUGCUUCAAACAAUAUUUGAUACCCAAAAUAAUUCAUGUUGUAAGAGUUUAAAGUUUAAACUUACUACAACAGAUUAAACAGCUAACCGUCUAAUUUAAGCAUAUUUUUCUGCAGUAUCUUUAAGAUUGAUUAUGACUGAACAGAAAUCCCUGCUGCUGACUUAUUCAUGUGUGUAUAUGGGUUGAUAGAAGUCAGCUGGUAGAAAAUCACCUGUCAGUCCAUAACUGAACUGCAGAACUUGUCAGCUGUUAUAUUCCUGAUCUAGCCUAACAGUUAUGGUGUCUGGCAGAGAUAUAGCUAGAUUUGCUAUACAAUAGGAUACUGUGGAAUGGUUGCUGUUGUGUAUUUAUGCAUCCUGUUGUAAAACAGCAUCCAUACCACUCUAUGAUGCCACCUAGCAUCUGACUACUGAACUGCAAUAUGCAUAGCACAGCAAUAAAUUUGCCCAAUAUUACUUAGCGAUAUAGUGAUACAGCCAUGACCAAUGUGGGUUUCCUGAGUUCGUGACUGAAGCAUCAUUUUACCAAGACUGUACACAUGUAGUAUUAUAUCUAUACCUUCAAAACUAUUUUGUAGUUUCUAUCAGAAUAAACUUUUGUAAGAU